This is a messenger RNA of Patiria miniata (bat star), 3182 nucleotides long. RefSeq lists its product as uncharacterized. NCBI's taxonomy places the organism in Eukaryota, Metazoa, Echinodermata, Asteroidea, Valvatida, Asterinidae. The coding region runs from base 1 to 2379 and encodes 792 amino acids. The transcript has 4 exons. The record is from RefSeq and is a predicted model, not a curated record. Gene Ontology annotation, molecular function: nucleic acid binding; zinc ion binding.
AUGGCCGAAGAUAAAGCUCAACGCCCGGAGACUAGGAUCAGAGACGCCUCACCGAGUGGCGUAGACAGUGAUCGCCCAGAAAUUGAGCAGGACGAGCAGGACGCCCCAUCAAAACAACAUCACGAGACCCAAGGAUCUGGCGGAGAAGACGUUGACGGCGGGAACAUGUCAAGGAAUGAAGACACGAUGCUGCGUGAAAUCACCACAAGAUCUCAACGGGACUGGGAGAGAUACCUGGUCGCCAAGGCCAUCCCAGAAUUCCAGAAUCCAGAAGACAUCUUUGACAGUCCCGAAGAAGAAGAAGAAGAAGAAGAAGGUACAUGUUACCAUAGCAACAGUGGUCCAAAAUCUGGUCCCGAUAAUGCAAGAAGUGAUGAACCAGACUAUAAAGCAACCGCCUCGGAAAAACCGCGCGUCGAGCCUGGGGACAUGAAACUACGAAAAAUAGUAAAUCAAGUCGUCAAAUACACCGACACCGUGUGUGACCGCAUGAAACUCUAUGGUGAUCGCUAUGAAUGUCCUUUUUUACUUGAUGUUACGAUCUUGAAAUACAUAGUAAGUGGACAACCCGAUGAAACACAACUACUACGAGAUUUGACGGACUACAGCAAUUUAGUGGUCAAUCUUCAAAACAUCACAGCAACGAUGGAAAAUACGUUCUGCAGGACUUGUGAAGUCAGCUUCACCUCAGAGAGUCACGCAGUGUCACACUACGCCGGUAAGAAGCACAAGAAAAGAGUCGACUACAGCCGACCACGACCAGCUGGAGCCAGACGGAACCGGUCUUCAUCUCCCUCAACCAGUGAGGAAGCAGCUACAGACGAAGCUCCGCCUCUAAAUCCUGGAGCCAGCCAUUCAGGAGCGAGUUCUCCUUCAUCAACAGGCCCCCAAGAUUACGACAGUCCUGGUAGGGCUAAUGAAUCUGGUCAUUACUAUUACUGCAAGGUCUGCAGUAAAAACUUCUCUGGGCCAGCCCCAAUGAAGCAACACAUGGAGGGUUCAGCUCACGAGAAACAGUUAAGGAAAGUUCGCAAAGUAGCUUCUCUUUCGAAAUUUCAAGAUGAAGAUCCCUCACCACAACUCCAGCAACAUUCUACGUCUUCAAAGUUUACUAGGAGAGAGUUCUCUCCUAGUCGUGAUGCCACUACUACAAGUGAUUCAAAACCAGAGUUGCAUCUCAACACCCCAACUUUUUCCCACUUUGCCAAGAAACCCAUACUUACCCCAAAACCCAGGCGCCAUGAGGUGAGGUCUGGCAACUUCUCUUCCGGAGAAAUGGGCACGAUACGCAGCGACCUGAUCCACAUGUGCAUGGAAAAGAUGAAGGUGGAAAUUUUCCGGGUAAUUCCCAUCAUCGCAGCAUCUGUUGUGGAUGCGGUGCUGGGGAUUUACCCAAACGGCAAGAUGGAACAGGAAGAAACCAGACAGGAUGAGGAUGGAAGAAGGGACGAGUCACAGGAUAAAGAAGAUGCCGUCUCCCAACACCCAAAAACGGAAACUAAGGAAGAUUUCUGUCCAGGUGAUGAUGCAGGAGGAAAUUGUUCUCACAGUUCUUCCGAUGAUGAAGGCCUUUUCAACCACGCGAAGGCUUCCAGUCCAGGACCUAAUCAAGUUGCAGAUGGAGCUGGUGAAGAGAGUUUGGGUCAUCAUGGAGAAGUUGAGGUUUUGCAGGUCGAAAACGACCUGGAUGGAACUCGUUUUCCCCAGAAUCUUGAACCGGAUCAUAAUCUCAAUUUCAGUAAUAUUGGAUCUGGAGGCACUGGCAGGGCGUCCGGCAGCUACUAUCCAGAGCAGGUGGAAUCUCACUACAAUAACGAGAAGCAACUAGGAGGUCACUCCGGACAGUCUUCUUAUGGUUUGCAGGGAGCUCUCCAUGGAGAUCAGGAAAACAUGGCAACGCAAUUUGGCUUCAGCGUGCAAGAAAUGGAGGAAAAUUUCAGCAGUGUCACAUCUCAAGAUCUCAUCCAGCUGGUGGAGCCAAGAAGUGUGGAAGAUGAGCAGUAUCACUCUGCCUUUUCCAUGGCAACUCAGGCAGACAACCAAGAUGGGGAGGUCUACCAUUCGGCUUCACCGCAGGCUUAUGGAAAGCGAAGCAUAUCAUGUGACGAGCGCAACAUGUCACCACAGCUGAAACUUGGGAGUGGUCCCCCCGGAUUGCAGCAGCAUGAAACUUGCUUCGCAGCAGAUGCUAGCCAGUGUGAGCUGUACCCAGGGGUGCCACCCCUAGAUGGAGAAACAUCCGAUGUGAGUGACCUCAUGAAUGUGGUCACGGAAAUCAUCCAAGCACUUGACAUUCAAGUUGGCGAUGGUAACACUCGGAAUCUGGUCCAUGCACCGCCAACAGAGGGCGCUAUGUACACCUUGCAAGCAGAGCCAUAGACGGAAUAAUGAUGACAGUCUGUUUGUUUUAGACUGCAAUGGUAUUUUUUUGGUAAACUUGAAUUAAGUCCUGUUAAUCCUAUUGCUUGUACAUAUGCACAAAGAAUUUUGUAGUUCUACUACAUGUAUUUCAAACUUAAAUAUUUUCAUACUGAAUGUAGACCAAUCCAUGUUAUCAUUUCAAUCACGAAGGCCCCCUUCAAUGGCGAAUGCAUAGUGCUAGCUAUUGUUCAGAUAAUUCGUCACAAGGCAUUUGUAAGUACAAUAGUUUGCACAAUGGUUUCCCCAUUGAAAGGGCCUUGUGAGUGACAAGUGAUCGCAUGUCCGGAUCUGUCUAUUUAUUUAUGGCUUUUUAACUUCUUGCUGGUUUGAGCUAGAAGAACGGUAUAGCAGGAUCUCAUCCAAUCAGACACACCCCAGCGUUGUAGUCAAAACCAUCAUAAGUCACAUCACAAGGCAAUCACAAGGCAAUCACAAGUCAAAUCACAAAUCUUGUCACAAGCCGGGAGCAAACAAUAGACUGUUUGCACUGCCGCCAUCUUUGGGGUGUGUGCUUUUUGUUCAACAGGGAUACGCAUGAAUCACGGAUCCUCUACAGAAGGAUAAACGACUUCCCCAAGUUUCUGGUUAGAAGCAUGAUACGGCACUUGCACAUCGUGCGGGCGCUUGCAUGUCUUGCAUGGGUGUGUGCGAGACUCAGCACGUGACUGCAGUCCUUCAGCGGUCAAAUUUCUUUCAGGACACCUGGGCCCAAAUUCACGGCGCUGCUAAGCACAAAAAGUUGCUUAGCACAAAAAAAGUCU